UGCGCACUGACGUCAUCACACAAACACGGAAGUCUGUGCUGUUCGGUCAAUGCCGCGAAAAGUAUAACUGUGGCAGACUAGAGAGAUAUGGCUGAGAAAUGCCCAAAGUCAAAACUAAAAAGAAAGAAAUUGUCUAUCGAGGAGCCCCUAACUGAUAUAUUUUCCAGGAACACGCUGAUAAAGAACAACGAAAGUCCCAGUGCAUCGAUUAAAAGCUUGCGUUCAACGAGAUCCGUGGUCCCUUCAGAGACGUGGUGGUCCAGCGGUGACCUGGCUGCAGUUGAGAGUCUCUGGGCCCUGACUCUGAGCUCUGCUCUUCCCUGUCUUGACGCUCACCCCUGGGACCCAGUCCCUGACCUUCCAACAGCCUCCACACUGAGCUCUAAUGUAGACGAGCAGAUUGAAUGGAGAUGGUGUAGCGUCAGUGAGGACAUGACUCCCUUGCCCUCCUCUCCCUCCUCUCCUCUGAGUACUCCCACGGCCCCACACUGUUCCACCCCAGACUCUCCUCUCAAUCCUUCUCCUGGGCUGGAAAAGACUCUCCUCCCAGUCCCAGUACAGACUAGUCAGACAACAUCCACCAUCAAUGGCCCUCCUUCGAAGUCUGCUCCCUGUCUCGAGGGGCCCGGAGAGGGGACCAGUAGUAGUGGUACUGGCCGCCCCAGACCACCAAGUCUGGGAGCCCAAGUGCCUUCUAGCUACGGAAGGGGAGGCCCAUGGAGUGGAGGGGGAGUGUCAUCCAGAAAGGACACAAAACGAGGGGAAGGAGGGCAAAACACGGCAGCGGCCAGACCCCACCCUUCAGCCAGGCGACCAGGAGGAGAGAAGGAGAGUCACCCCUCUAUUCCUCAGCUAUUCAUCAGAGCAGGGAACAGAGGGUCAUCAUUACCAGCAGAAGCAAGAAAGGGUGGAGGAGAGGAGGGCGAGAAGAGGGGGAUGAAGAGGCUGCAGCUACCUGCAAACCAGGUGGAUGCCACAUCCUCUACCUCUGACAGCUUCACUGCUGCUCCCAUGGAGGAGGCGGAGGCGGAGGGGGAGAAAAGGGAGGAAGGGAUGUCUGGGAUGGGCAGAGCUGAUUGGAUUGCUGGCAAAGGAGGAGGAGGAAGGGCAAUGCAGAGCUGCCCCAUGUGCCUGGUGCCGUUUCCAGCUGGGUUCACUCAGAUGGACUGUGACAGCCACCUGGCCAAGUGUCUGUCGGAGAUGACCCUCGACAUGACCUGGUGAUAGUCCACAGAGUCUUCCUCUGACACCAAGGAUGGAUGGAGGUCUGGAAGGACAGCCAGCUGGCUGUUGUACCACAUUUGGGUCGUGUUCACUAGGUACAAAACAGAAGAAAAUGGACUGAAUUGGGGAGGUGCUAUCGGAAAUGCUUGUUUUUGCCAUCCGUCACAAAAUGUUUUGCUACAGUGUGCUCUAAUGAGGAGUUAGUUUCACUCUGCUCACCCUGUUGUUUGGCUAGUUGGUCGUGGUGUCCAGUGGUGUCUAUCCCCCUGUGAUGGACGGUGGGUGCAGACAACAGUAAAACACAGUAUGUGAUUCUACUGAUCAUCUAGUCUUCAGUCAUGGGUUUAAUUUGUAGAAUAUUGUGUUACUGUUGGCUGGAGCAAAAACCCGACUUUACCCUUUGUAAGAUUUACAGACUUACUGUCCCACCUCCGCCCCUUCCCACUAACCUAUCAUCAUGCACUACAAGGUUGGAAUCAUAGAGAUGGAUAGAGGGCACACCUGCCACUAAGCAUUUAUGAGGUGUACCACUUCCCAUCGCUAUGGUUGGAAACGAUCUCUGAUGGGUCCCAUAUUGCUUCAUUCAGAUACACAUUUUGUUCUCUCCUCCGCUCCUAACUGCAUAUGCUGCCAUAGAAAUAGAAUGAACAGAAUGGGCGUCCCCAUUCAAGUCAACAAACGGCCAAAGCGAGGAGCAAAGCAGGAAGUGUACCCUGUAGAAGUAGUUGCCAUGGUAGCCUAAGCAGAGAGCUCCUGUAAAUACUGCCUUCAGAAAGUCUUCACACCCCUUUACCUUUUCCACAUUUUGUGUUACAGCCUGAAUUUAAAAUGGAUUCAAUUGAGAUUUGUUGUCACUGGCCUCAACACCCCAUAAUGUCACAAUACCCCAUAACUGGAAUUCUGUUUGUUUAUUUUAUUUGACAAAUUCAUGAAAAUCUGAAAUGUCUUCAGUCAAUAAUUAUUCAACCCCUUUGUUAUGGCAAGCCUAAAUAAGUUCAAGAGUAAAAAUGUGCUUAACAAGUAA
Molecule: messenger RNA, 2248 nt
Organism: Oncorhynchus keta (chum salmon)
Lineage: Eukaryota; Metazoa; Chordata; Actinopteri; Salmoniformes; Salmonidae
Product: translation initiation factor IF-2
Exons: 4
Coding region: 88-1224 (378 amino acids)
Molecular function (GO): ubiquitin binding
Source: RefSeq, a predicted model, not a curated record